Messenger RNA from Chlorella variabilis, 1224 nucleotides. RefSeq lists its product as hypothetical. Lineage: Eukaryota; Viridiplantae; Chlorophyta; Trebouxiophyceae; Chlorellales; Chlorellaceae. The transcript is spliced from 7 exons. Gene Ontology annotation, biological process: DNA repair. The record is from RefSeq and is a predicted model, not a curated record. The coding region runs from base 1 to 1224 and encodes 407 amino acids. Gene Ontology annotation, molecular function: double-stranded DNA binding; polynucleotide 3'-phosphatase activity; ATP-dependent polydeoxyribonucleotide 5'-hydroxyl-kinase activity.
AUGAGCACGCGGCCCCAGCGCGAUCGCAAAAAGUCCCAGCGCGCUCUUGAAGCGGAGCGGAAUGAGUUGCUCCUGACCCCUGCGGGCAAGCAGCUGCCAGCUUACGACAGCGAGGAGGAGGAGAGCCCGGCGGUGCUCGCGCGGGCGUGCAGCGGCGGUGGUGAGGCUGCCCACGGCCAGCGCCGCAAGCGCACCGCGGUCGAGAUUGAGCAGACUGUGGCCCUACUGGAGGAUGUGGAGGCCGACAAGCACGCCAUGAUUGCCGCGGCGGCGGCAGCAGCGCCAAUGGUGCUGCCCCACAUCCUAGGCAACUCGCCGCAGCAGCUGGGGCUGAUGGCAGGCGGGAUGCCCUGGUUUGCGCCUGGCCAGGCCCUUCCCUAUGCAGCUGCCUCCGGCUACCCAGUGCAACAGCCGGUGGCGGCUGCCGGCCCCAGCACAGGGCAGUUGCCCCGCACGGUGCCCAUUCCGGCCCGCCGCCGCCGCGCCACUGCGGCCGCAGUCGAGCAGGAGGCGGCAGCAGUGGAAGAGGUGGAGCUGGCGGUGGACGAGACACUUUCGCAGCCGAAGAAGCGCAAGAGCAGCAAGACGAAGAAGAUUGUGCUGUCGGAGGCUGUCGCCGAGGGCCUGUGGGUCAUGGACCCCGCCCACCCGCUCAUCUACCGCGCCCCCGCCAGCGCCCAGGGCAGCUCCAAGGUGGUGGCGCUGUCUCUGGAUGGAACCAUAUGCGUCGACCUCUGGGGCCGACCCUACGCUGGCAACGCCACCGACUGGAAGUACGCCUUCAGCGGUGUGCCAGCCCAGCUGGCCCACCUAGUGCGCCAGGGCAACGUCAUCGCCAUCCUGAACAACCAGGGCAAUGUCAAGGGUGCCCUGCUGGGCAAGGCCAGCAUGAAUGCGCGCGGCAAGGUGGAUGCGAUUCUGAGCGACCUGGAGCGCCACCAUGGCGUAGACACCUCGGCCAUCAAGGUGCUGCUGGCGCCGGAGCAAGGCGGGAUGCGCAAGCCAGCGACCGGCAUGUGGCAGUUCUUCGAGUCGAGCUGCAACGGGGGCGUCAAGAUAGACUUGUCCCAGAGCUUCUAUGUCGGCAGCAGCCCAGACGACGUCGACUUUGCGGCGGCUGUGGGCCUCAAGCACGUGGAUGCCCGCGCCUUCUUUGGUGGACAGCUGAAGCUUCGAGCAGCCUGGCGCAUCGUCCGCUACGAAUCCCAACAAAGAAGUUCAUAG